AUGUCCAAUCCACCCCCCGUAGCUCAGAUAGUGCUCCUCGACGCGCUGCCCGAGCUCGCUGAACCACCACGACGCGUGCGCCUCGUCGGGAGGUGAGGUGGAUUCGUACCCGAACCCCGCAAAUUUGAAACCAAGCAUGCUUAGCACUGCUUCUUCUAUCAGGGUCGUCUCUUUGGACGUCAAGAACCGCGUCGUACUCGUCGUCGAUGAAGGCCAUGGGCUGCUCGUCGACUACUCCGACAGCGUCGGCGACAAGGUGGCUUCCUACUCACCAGCGAUCAAGGACCUCAUACAAGUGAUCGGAAUACUCGUCGCACCUCAGGUCAUUAACUCUUCCCUACUCAUCCCGUCUUUACCUGAUAGCGAUGUGCUGACUCGAUUGUACUUGUCGCGCACGAAUUUCAGGCUGGUCAAGUUUCUCCGCCCGAACCUCGGAAACCCUUUGCGUCUCCGAAACAGAUGGACAAGACCCAGGUCCUUCAGGCUUAUCUCAUCAGUCAUGUCGAAAAUCUCGAUCUGGGACAGUGGAAGCAAAUGGCCUCGAUCAUGAAGUCUUGA
This is a messenger RNA of Microbotryum saponariae, 558 nucleotides long. Lineage: Eukaryota; Fungi; Basidiomycota; Microbotryomycetes; Microbotryales; Microbotryaceae. The record is from the annotation of a GenBank genome assembly.